Molecule: messenger RNA, 2772 nt
Organism: Spea bombifrons (plains spadefoot toad)
Lineage: Eukaryota; Metazoa; Chordata; Amphibia; Anura; Pelobatidae
Gene: SESN1
Product: sestrin 1
Exons: 10
Coding region: 249-1694 (481 amino acids)
Biological process (GO): regulation of response to reactive oxygen species; cellular response to L-leucine; positive regulation of macroautophagy
Cellular component (GO): nucleus
Molecular function (GO): oxidoreductase activity, acting on peroxide as acceptor; L-leucine binding
Source: RefSeq, a predicted model, not a curated record
AGUAUGCUGUGGCUGUUACGCCGGAUCGUGGAGAGCCGAGGUGCUGUAGCCGGGUGCUGAGUGACCUGACUGGCAAACAAUAGCCGUAUAGACGCCGCGGCUCCCUGCUCUGUUACUGGAAUUCCGCUGAAGCCGUGGGGCUCUCAGCAGAGUUUAAGUAGUCCAGCCACAGGCAGCUCUGUCCUAUUGAAUAAAUAAAGCCCCCUGCCCUUUAUCUGCGUGGUCCGUGUCAUCGACAGUAGUUCAGGAUGAGGUUGUCUCCCCGGGCAGCUGUACAGGUCCCAGAGAUCUUAUGCAGUCGGUGCAGCGGAGUGUGCAACGACAAGGAAAUGGGAAUCCAAAUCCCCCGUCCACUAGGGCAAGGGCCUAGUAGAUUCAUCCCAGAAGAAGAGGUCCUGCAGUUGGGAAGUGAAGAUGCAAAUUUACACUCCGCGUUCACUGAUGCUUUUGCAGACUUGGGCCGUCUGGAUAACAUAACCCUAGUGAUGGUCUUUCACCCCCAGUACUUGGAAAGCUACCUGAAGACACAGCAUUACUUGUUGCAGAUGGAUGGUCCCCUGUCUGCCUGUUACCAGCAUUACAUCGGCAUUAUGGCGGCAGCUAGACACCAGUGCUCCUACUUAGUGAAUCUGCAUGUCAACGACUUCAUCCAUAAUGGAGGGGACCCUAAGUGGCUCAAUGGCUUGGAAAAUGCGCCACAGAAACUGCGCAAUCUGGGGGAGUUAAACAAGAUGUUGGCUCACAGACCUUGGCUAAUCACAAAAGAACACAUUGAGCAACUGCUUAAAACAGGAGAACACAGCUGGUCGUUGGCAGAAUUAAUUCACGCGGUAGUUCUUCUCGCUCACUACCAUUCCUUAGCCUCUUUUACAUUUGGCUGUGGAAUUAAUCCUGAAAUCCACAAUGAUGGAGGCCGCACGUUCCGUCCCCCGUCUGUAAGCAGUUACUGCAUCUGUGACAUAACCAACGGCAAUCAUGAGAGCCAACAUCCGACAGGAUGGAGUGCGCUGAGUACAGAUUCAUCUUGUGAGGUUGAAGCUCUUAUGGAGAAAAUGAAGCAGCUUCAAGAGUGCAGGGAUGAAGAAGAGGCUAGCCAGGAAGAGAUGGCAACGCGUUUUGAGCGGGAAAAGACCGAAAGCAUGUUGGUCAUUACUGCAGAAGAUGAAGACCCUCCACCGGGAAGAAACGUGUCUCGACACUUUGAAGACACAAGUUACGGUUACAAGGACUUCUCACGCCGUGGAAUGCACGUGCCUACCUUCAGAGUGCAGGAUUACAACUGGGAAGACCAUGGAUACUCUCUAGUUAAUCGCCUUUAUCCAGAUGUUGGGCAGCUAUUAGACGAGAAGUUUCAUAUUGCAUAUAACUUGACUUAUAAUACCAUGGCCAUGCAUAGUGAUGUAGAUACCUCCACACUGAGGCGUGCAAUAUGGAAUUAUGUUCAUUGCAUGUUUGGAAUAAGGUAUGAUGACUAUGAUUAUGGAGAAAUCAAUCAGUUAUUGGACCAUAGCUUUAAAGUUUACAUAAAAAAUGUGGUGUGCAAUCCAGAGAAGACCACAAAGAGAAUGUAUGACAGUUUUUGGAGGCAAUUCAAGCAUUCCGAAAAGGUUCAUGUUAAUUUGCUUCUCAUGGAAGCGAGGAUGCAAGCUGAAUUACUUUAUGCUCUGAGAGCAAUUACUCGGUAUAUGACCUGACUUUUCACGUGACUGAAGGAAUGUUCACAAGUGCUGCCUGGGUUCUGAACUUUUGGGUGCCAGUGGCGUCUUUGGUUAGCUAAUCUUUCAGGCAUCCAUUGUGCCAUAAUUCCCAUCGUAUCGGCUGUUUGCUUAGUCACUGGAAGACUGCAGUGCACUUACAGCUGAAUGUUGAGAUGAAGGGACGCACCCUUCGCAUCGUAUAAUGAACAUGCAAGCCUAAUCUGUGCUUCGCAAUCUGGUGGAAUCUUGCUUAUGGUUACAUAGGCGUUAUGUUUUUUGUUUCUUAUUUCUUUUGUCUUCGAGGAGAUGGAUUUUGAAACUUUUUUUUUUCAUGGAUGUAUGCAGAAUGAGACGGUGGUGCUGUUCUGCUGAACUUUGAAGUCCAUAUGAUGCAGGCAUCCUAAACUAUUUUAAAAACUGAAUAUUUACAUGUUGAACACUGCUACAGUCUGAGCCCAGGUCUCCAGAUGUACAAAAUAUGUUUGCAUUUUCAUUCAUUUGUACAUAUUUUCGUGUUAGCCAUACACAGCAAAUACCACAUCUGCCACACUUGGCAGCUUAUCCUUCUGGCUGUGCGGUUUGCUGUAAAAAGCUGUGAUUUAUUUUUUUUUAUUCUGCAAAUAAUGGUUGAAACCUAAGUUGUCUUCCUGAAAAUGUGUAUGUUUUCAAUCUUCAUGUUCAGCAUUAUCGCAUAUCUAUAAGGAAUGUGGAGUACCUCUUGGUUGUGGGGUGUGCACUUUCUAGUACCAAGUUGCCAUUCUGUUUCCGGUAGAAAGGAAACACUGGGAUGGGUAGCCAAUCAAACCUCAUUUAUUCAAGUCCAGAUUAAUGGUCGCAUGAGUUUGCAGCUGCUUAACACAACACCAUUGGAUUUUGCCUACGUUUUAAUAAACUUAAAAUCUGAGUUUGAAAUGUGAACGUUGAGGGGAAACAAAGGACUUCUGAACGUGUAUUUGAGUGUUAUAUAUGAGAGAGAGAGAGAGAGAGAGAGUAAAUAUUUCUGAAACAUUUUGAAGGUCUCAGUGUUACUGACUUUUUUUUUAAUGAAACAAAUUAAUAAAGAAAAAGAAAAUAA